Plasmodium cynomolgi strain B is the source of this 716-nucleotide messenger RNA. RefSeq lists its product as hypothetical. Bases 253 to 579 code for a protein of 108 amino acids. The transcript is spliced from 4 exons. The record is from RefSeq and is a predicted model, not a curated record. NCBI's taxonomy places the organism in Eukaryota, Apicomplexa, Aconoidasida, Haemosporida, Plasmodiidae.
GCGCUGUUAAAAAUUGUAUUAUGGACUAUUAUCAUACAUUAUUUUCCUCACGAAUUGCAAAGAUGAUUUGUUAACUUUUAAAAAACUAGCUAUCGUAUUAGCAAAACAGAAUUUCCCCUUUUUUUUUCCUGUACGCCUAUUUGCUUAUUUUCCCCCAAUUUUCACAUUACGAAGCCGCAUUUUUGUGACAUACCGCUUGAAUAUAACCCCCAAGCGGAUACCUCCCAUCACUUAAAAGGGACAUGAGUCAAAAUGCCUUUGAAUGUAGUAAUCCCAGCUGAACCGAAGGACCCUUCGAUGAUUUACAAAUUUAAUAUAAAUGAAACUUACUCUGGAGACCUGGAAGGAAUUCUCGUUUUAUGCUUUUUAGCAAUUCUCCUUGGCGUAUUCUUCAAGGUCAUCGAAAUUAUUUUUGUUGCCAUCUUCGUGCUGAUUUCAAUAUUCCUAACCGCGCGGAACGGAGAAAUAAACAUCAUAUCGAUACUGCCGAUGAUAAUAAUGGUCGCGAUGACGUCGAGCAUGACAUGGCUUCAACAAAAGAACCUUAACAAAAGACAGCUGAGCAAGUUCGAGAUUUGAUGCUGUUCUUCGGAAGCUUACCCUGCACCAGACGCGUUAUUUUUUUUUCUCCCCAUCGUAUGCCUUUUUUGUUUUUUUUUUCGUUACCAUUGGUAUACUUUCUCCUUUAACUUUGCUGAUUUUUUAAAAAUUAUCAC